Molecule: messenger RNA, 1590 nt
Organism: Ramularia collo-cygni
Lineage: Eukaryota; Fungi; Ascomycota; Dothideomycetes; Mycosphaerellales; Mycosphaerellaceae
Product: probable ammonium transporter MEAA
Exons: 3
Coding region: 1-1590 (529 amino acids)
Biological process (GO): ammonium transmembrane transport
Cellular component (GO): plasma membrane
Molecular function (GO): ammonium channel activity
Source: RefSeq, a predicted model, not a curated record
AUGUCAUACUUCUUUGUCGGKCCUCCAGUGCCUUUCAAUGGCACAAACGAGCACACCGGUGGUGACUCCAGCACCGAAAACUUGAACGGAUGGUUCUCAGCAGGAGACCAGGCCUACAUCAUCGUGGCCUCUGCGAUGGUCAUGGUCAUGAUUCCAGGUCUUGGAUUCCUAUACUCCGGUCUUGCUCGUAGAAAGUCGGCCUUGACCAUGAUCAUGGCCUGUUUGGGCUCUGCCUCGGUCAUCACUUUCCAGUGGUACUUCUGGGGUUACUCGCUGGCAUUCAGCCGAUAUGCGACCGACAACCYGUUCAUUGGCGACUUGCAGCAAUUCGGACUCAUGAAGACUUUGGCAGUACCCAGCCAGGGUAGUCCACUGAUUCCAGACCUGCUAUAUGCUUUUUACCAGAUGCAAUUCUGUGCAGUGACUGCUGCCAUCGUCAUGGGUGCCAUUGCUGAGCGUGGCCGUCUCAUGCCAGCCAUGGUCUUCAUCUUCGCCUGGGCCACCAUCGUGUACUGUCCGAUCGCAUACUGGGUGUGGAACGCCAACGGAUGGGCAUUCAAGUGGGGUGUCCUCGAUUAUGCUGGUGGUGGUCCUGUUGAGAUCGGCUCCGGUUUGUCUGCUCUCGCGUACUCCAUGGUUCUUGGCAGACGGCAAGAGAAGAUGAUGCUCAACUUCCGCCCACACAAUGUCUCCCUCAUCACGCUUGGAACGAUCCUGCUCUGGUUUGGAUGGCUUGGAUUCAACGGAGGUUCCGCUUUUGGUGCCAACCUCCGCGCGGUCAUGGCCUGCUGGAACUCCAACAUUACCGCCAUGUUCGCCGCCAUGACUUGGGUUCUUCUCGAUUGGCGCCUCGCGCGCAAGUGGUCCAUGGUUGGAUGGUGCUCUGGCACCAUCUCCGGUCUCGUUGCUGCUACUCCUGCAUCUGGAUUCAUCCCGCCGUGGGCCUCGGUCGUGCUUGGCAUUACCACUGGCGUUGUCGCCAACUUUGCCACAAAGAUCAAGUACUGGGUCAAGAUCGAUGACUCCAUGGAUGUCUUCGCUGAGCACGGAGUCGCCGGCAUUGUUGGUCUCAUCUUCAACGGUUUCUUUGCUGCCACCUAUGUGAUCGGGCUUGAUGGCGUCAACACUGGUGCAUUCGAUGGUGGCUGGAUCCACAAGAACUGGAAGCAGAUGUACAUGCAAAUUGCUUUCAUCGUCGCCGCCUCGGCUUGGGCGUUUGUCGUGAGCGCCAUUCUCGCUUUUGGCAUCAACUUGAUCCCCGGCCUCAAGCUCCGCGCUUCAGAAGAGGCCGAACUCCUCGGCAUGGAUGACGACCAGCUUGGCGAGUUUGCAUACGACUACGUUGAGGUGCGUCGUGACUACCUCGCCUGGACACCCGCAAAGACCGAGCAGGAAGGUGAGGGUCACAGCAUUCCCCAGGGGGAGCGCUACGGCAUUCAGCAGCACAGUGAGAUGCUCGAGGGCAAGGAUCCGGCGGGCAGCGAGGGCAGCAGUGGUCACGAGCACACUGGUAUUGGUGGUGAUCGUCAUGGCGUUGCUUAUGAAGAGAUGGAAAAGAGUCGCCGUGAGGAGGCGGCUGGUGGUCACUGA